AUGAAUUCCGGUUCUGAUGAUGCCCAUCAAAUGAGGAAUGAAGGCUCAGCCCAUUUUCGCCCGAAAUGGGAGAGAAUGUCUCGUGGACUGGGUCAGUCUAAAGGCAAUCAGUCGUCGUCUUCCUGUGAGAUCAACCUACGUAUCUCUUCAUCAUACGUCUUCAUAAGAAAUGAAGGUAUCCGUGACACCCUAAACUACCUGGAGUGGCUCACACAGAAUGCAUGCAACUAUGUCAAAUCUAAUGGCAUAUACAGGACCACCAACCAAGUGCGCUCCAUCUCGAAUGGACUGAUCAACUCGUCGCACGAUGCCAACGGAAAGCCAUUCAAAAGCACUGUCGAUUACUCUGCCUCCUUCUGUCAACAGCUCAACAUGGUCUGCUGGCGAACGGCGCUCAAUCUUCUUCGAGAUCCACAGGCCUCGAUCGUACAAAUGGCCGUCUACCUCUUCUUCGCCAUCUCAAUGGGUGUGAUCUACUUCAAACUGGACCUGUCCGUUGAGUCGGGCAUACAAAAUCGAGCCGGUCUCUUCUUUUUCUCCACUCUGCAAGUCGUCUUCGUCAAUAUCGGCUCUAUAGAACUGUUCAUCAAGGAGCGUGUCAUAUUCAUUCACGAAAACUCAUCAGGCUAUUAUCGUGUAUCCUCCUACUUUCUUGCCAAAAUCUUCUGCGACAUCCUGCCCACCAAAGCUCUCCCAGUCUUCAUCUUUCUGCCCAUCGUGUAUUGGAUGGCUGCUCUCCGUCCGGAUGCAGGAGCUUUCUUCUUCUUCGAACUAAUUCUGACGCUCACUACUUUGGCAGCUGCCGGUAUCGCUCUGUUCGUCAGUGCCAGUGUCACAUUGUUCAGCAUCGCGAAUGUGAUUAUUUCCAUCAUCUUUGUUUUCAUGAUGGCUAUAGAUUUCACGCCAAAUGGAUUCGAAACUGGAGCUUCCGCGUCCAUCGGUAGCAUCAACCCUUCCCCAAGCAUCAAUCUCUGCUAG
This is a messenger RNA of Protopolystoma xenopodis, 978 nucleotides long. Lineage: Eukaryota; Metazoa; Platyhelminthes; Monogenea; Polystomatidea; Polystomatidae. The record is from the annotation of a GenBank genome assembly.